Messenger RNA from Rattus rattus (black rat), 1328 nucleotides. It is a transcript of the gene Adh7, whose product is annotated as alcohol dehydrogenase 7 (class IV), mu or sigma polypeptide. Gene Ontology annotation, molecular function: all-trans-retinol dehydrogenase (NAD+) activity; zinc ion binding. The coding region runs from base 1 to 1269 and encodes 422 amino acids. Gene Ontology annotation, cellular component: cytosol. Gene Ontology annotation, biological process: retinoic acid metabolic process; retinol metabolic process. NCBI's taxonomy places the organism in Eukaryota, Metazoa, Chordata, Mammalia, Rodentia, Muridae. The record is from RefSeq and is a predicted model, not a curated record. The transcript has 9 exons.
AUGAAUCAUGUCGCUAAAGGCCAGCAGAACUUCCAAGUCACGCUAUUUAUUGAAGGCGGAAGAUGCUGGUACUCACAGAAGAGUGAACCGUGCGUCAGUCAGAACACGUUCCUGUUUGCAGACCACAAACCCAGGAAAGCUAGGAUGGACACUGCCGGAAAAGUUAUUAAGUGCAAAGCAGCUGUCCUAUGGGGGACGAACCAGCCCUUCUCCAUUGAGGACAUUGAAGUGGCCCCACCAAAGGCUAAGGAAGUUCGUGUUAAGAUUUUGGCCACGGGAAUCUGUGGCACAGAUGACCACGUGAUCAAGGGAACGAUGGUGUCUAAGUUCCCGGUGAUUGUGGGACACGAAGCAGUUGGGAUUGUGGAGAGUGUUGGAGAAGGGGUCACUACCGUGAGACCAGGUGACAAAGUGAUCCCCCUCUUUCUACCACAGUGUAGAGAAUGCAACCCCUGCCGCAACCCGGAGGGAAAUCUCUGCAUAAGGAGCGACCUGACAGGCCGUGGAGUAUUGGCUGAUGGCACGACCAGGUUCACGUGCAAGGGCAAACCAGUCCAGCACUUCAUGAACACCAGCACCUUCACCGAGUACACGGUCCUGGAUGAAUCCUCCGUAGCUAAGAUCGAUGCCGAGGCUCCUCCCGAGAAAGCCUGCUUGAUUGGCUGUGGAUUUUCCACUGGUUAUGGGGCUGCUGUUAAAACAGCCAAGGUCAGCCCAGGCUCCACCUGCGCUGUGUUUGGCCUGGGAGGAGUUGGCCUGUCAGUCGUCAUGGGCUGUAAAGCGGCCGGCGCCUCCCGGAUCAUCGGAAUUGACAUCAACAAGGACAAAUUUCAGAAAGCCCUGGAUGUAGGCGCCACAGAGUGUAUCAAUCCCAGGGACUUCACCAAGCCCAUCAGUGAGGUGCUGUCAGACAUGACAGGCAACACUGUCCAGUAUACUUUUGAAGUUAUCGGGCGUCUUGAGACCAUGGUUGAUGCCCUCUCAUCUUGCCAUAUGAAUUAUGGGACCAGCGUGGUGGUCGGGGCUCCCCCGUCAGCCAAGAUGCUCAGCUAUGACCCAAUGCUGCUUUUCACUGACGAACAUGGAAGGGCUGCGCCUUUUGGUGGUUGGAAGAGCAGAGAUGAUGUUCCCAAACUGGUGACUGAAUUCCUGGAAAAGAAAUUUGACCUGGGCCAGUUGAUAACCCACACCUUGCCUUUUCAUAACAUCAGUGAAGGAUUUGAAUUGCUUUAUUCAGGGCAAAGCAUUCGGACUGUCCUGACAUUUUGAGAUCCAGAGAGCUGGGUGUUCUGUGCUGGGCGACCAUGACCUGAAGCCUUGUUCCUGAC